This is a messenger RNA of Symbiodinium sp. CCMP2592, 3432 nucleotides long. Lineage: Eukaryota; Dinophyceae; Suessiales; Symbiodiniaceae. The record is from the annotation of a GenBank genome assembly.
AUGAAGCCUGCCUGGGCUACGGCCGUGGAGCAGGCAUUGAAGAAAGAUGCUCCGGCAUUGGAGAGAUGGACGGAGAUCGAAACUAUCCUGCAGGAGAGCAGGAAGUGCUACAGGCAGGUGCUGCGGCCGGGUCAAGUCCUGGUGCACCCGUCGAAUCGCUCAGGGUUAGGAUUGAAUGGAGCCCAAGUUCACAAAACAGGGGCCCAAGUGCAAUCUGUAGGCUUCAGCUCCAUGGAGCUGAAGCGAAGUGUUUGCAUGGAAAUAUCCACGGAUAGAGCUCUGAGCCAAAAGGCCUUUAGUUUCAACAAGCGGCAAGUGGAUAUGAAUGGAGGGCUGCUAGCUGAGGUGCGAGGCGAUGAGCGAUACAUGUCGUUAGCAUGCAGUCACUUUACGGCAUUUUGCCGUGCCUGCAUUGCAGCAUGUCCCUCGGACCAAGAGACGGUGUCGGACAACGGCAAGCUCACGUUGCAGCGAUUGUCUACGGACUCUCGGCAGGAAGUCAUGAAUGCAGCCCAAGGAGUUGCAAGAACGGCAGGCGAGCUGGAGCUCGCCAUGGCGAUGGUGACCCGAGCAAAGUUGCUGGCAGAGCAAGGUUUGUGCAUCGACUGGGAUGUUGUGCAAGCUGAUGUAGCAGCCACGGUGCCGGAUGCCUCGCCACAGACCGUGGCCGCUUGCGGGUUGUUCUGCAGAUUCUAUGCAGGAGGAACCGAAGCACCUCUGCUGAAGUUUUUGCACGACUUUUCCUUGAAAUAUGGGGCAAGCAAAAGAUUGGGAGAGGAGUUCAUGUCCACGGUCGCCGGCCUCCGGUUUGCAGGGCAGGAGCGAUCGCAUGCUUUCGCAAGGGCUGCGAUGAUCGCGACGAACCUGACAGCCACAAAAGUGGUAGACGGUGUGGCUCGGCUGCUGAGCAAGAGCGAUGUCAGCAGGCUCUGUGCGAAAGGCAUGGAAGAUGCUGUAAAGGAUUGGGAGGAGCUUCUUGCUCGUGCCUGGGCUCACACUCAGAAUGUGACGGAUGCAAGUGCACGUGCCAAGGCAGUUGAGUGCUUCGGUCGCCUGAUGGUUCGCAGCACCCUCUUCAUGUGCAAGAAAGAGAAGUCGGGGCAAGAAGGCCUUGAGCACGGGUCAUUGGCCAAUUUGCUGACUUUGUACGAACACGAGAUGGGUGGCAAGAGUGCCGGUGCAACACCGGCUGCUGCUACAAAAGAUGGGCCGUCUGAUGCGGCCCCUGCGACCUUGGAGAACAUGCAGGACCCGGCCUUCCUGAUGAAGCUGCAAGGCUUCGCAGAGGGGAACCUGUACAAAGGCAAGCAGAAGUAUCAGGACAUCUGGCCUUGGAAGCUGGAGAAAAUCGGCCAGAGCCACGGCUCUUUCUCGCUGUCUUGCCCAGUGAGGUGGGACAAGAAGGUCGAGGUGCCUCUGAGCGAGCUCAAGAAAUUUUUCGAUCUGUAUAGCGGAGAUGCACCCGAAGUGGUGUCUGACUCUGUGGACCGACUGCCCCAUAAUACGGAGGCUUGCAGCCAAGAGAGACUCCGAGGAGAGUUCUUCGAGCUCUGCUGCGAGUAUUUCCUGAAGUACUCGCACUGUGAAGAGGAGUUGACCUUUUUGAAGAAUCCCACGUGCUGUCUGUUGGAGGGCAAAGCCAAGACAGGCAAGCUGACGAUCUUCCCCUUCACGGAUCAGAUUUCAAAGGUUGGCUUAAAGCCGGCAGCUGGCAGUGUGGAGAUCCCGGUCGGCUCAGAGCCGAAUCUGGCGCCAGUCCUUCUCAACGAGAAGGGCUGGAAGAUUCCCAUUUUGAAGAACACUGCUUCGCUGAAGGAGCAGCAGUCCAAGCGGCAGGCAGAGAAACUGAAAGAACAGAGCUCUGGCCUUUUCGGCGGGGAAGACAGCGAGGCUGCUCUAGUGUCUGUAACAGGCAGCUCUCCGAGAAAAGCAGCGAAGACUCGCUUGUCCCGCCGUGCUUCCAGGGAAGCAAGAGCAGAAAAGAAUGUGCUCAAGGUUACCUGGAUGGGAAAGGAGAUCCGUGUCCUGGAGGCGGGCCAUGUCACGGAUGUGCCCAAAGUCCACUUGGAUGAUAUGGCACUGUUCUUUGAAGCAACACAAAAUGCCGUGCUUACUGCUGAGUCUUUUCAGACUAGAGCACGGCAAAGCUUUCCUAAGGGAACUGCUGCGAAGGACAAAGUCGUGAAAAUCGGCCAAGGCCGCCAGGCUCAACGGACAGGCGACGACAGAAGGUAUUCGCUUGUCAAAAAAGCCGGGGCCAAGGCCCGGCCCUUGGAUCCCCUGCCGCUGCAGGAGGCUGAGGUUGUGAAGUUUGUGCCGGUGUUUGCAGCUGUUUGGGCUCCUGUAGGGAGCCCUUGGAUGGGGGCUGGCCUUUUUUACGAGGCGAAGUCGUCGGCCAUGCCCAAGCACCGGGACCAAAAGAAAAAGGAGGAGGAUGGCAACAAAAAGCCAGAGGAGAACGAGAAGAAGAAAGAGGAGGAGGAGAACCUUGAGGAGGAAACUGUGGCCUCCGAGGAGGAGGCAACUGAGUCCGAGGACAAAGAAAAGGAUCCGGAGGAGGAGCCGGAGGAGGCUACGGCCUCGAAGCCAAAGGAGGCGGCCUCGGAGGCUGCGGCAAGGCUGGAGAAAAAGCUUGCAACAGCCAGGGUCGCGGCAUCCCAGGCAGCUCUCCAGUCCUGGGCAGAAGAAGAGCAGGACAAGGAGGUGGAUGAAAAAUUGAAGGGGGCAAAUGAGAAGGCAGCAGAUGAGAAGAAGGACAACAAGCCUUCGGACGGGCCCAAGGGCCCGUCCAAAAAGUGCCCCAUUUGCCGGAGGUGGAUACAGGAGCAUGCGGCCGCCCGUCGCCAGCACCGAUUGUCGGUGUUUCACCGAACUUGGAAAUACAUAGCCCAAGGGCUCAGCAAGGAGGCUGCUGCAGGCCGGGCAAAGCGCCGGUUCCAGGAGCACUGGCAGCCCGGGAGGGAAGAGGAGAGCGAAGAGGAAUCCGAAGUCCCAAAGUGGGAGCUGCGGCGGGAUUCCGGCAACAAGGGCCAUGGAUAUGGCGACAAGGGCCAGGGAUAUGGCGACAAGGGCCAGGGAUAUGGCUAUGGUGAUGUGAGAGGCGGCUCCGGCCCCUCGGGGGCCAAGGCCCAUGCCGAAGCUGAGAAGGGCCGUCCUGAGCAGGCUAAGGGCACGAAGAAGAGAAAGAAGCCGGGGGCAGGAGAGACAAUCUCCCUGAUUGACCCCGAGGAUGACAAAGAGGAUCGAAAGCCGGUGAAGCUUUUGCCCAGGAGUUUGCCAGCUAAGGAGUCGCCGGUAAGGGACAGUGAUCACGUCCCAAUGCCGGACAAGAAGGACCCGGAAGAUCCCGAAGGAGGCGGCCCGGAGAGCUACGGCAAAGUGGUGACGAGCCUCUUUCAGAUAGCUUGUCACGAGCUGAGGCAGCGGUACUAG